AUGAUCAACUGGAACAAGUUCAAGGACCCUCAUUCAGCUGAAUCUGCAUGCCUUAGCGAUACGGUCUACCCGCUCAGUCAGAGUAUCGUAGCUAAGGUCGAGCCCGUGGACCAUACUGGUAUCCUUAUGAGCAGUGAUAUGCUUCUGAAUGCCGAUGACAGGCGCUUCGCUCUUGCCCAGUCAUCUCCCUCCAGACGAGUAUACGAUUUCCGCACCAACAAGGUCAACGCUAUAGACGGAGCGAUUGUCUGUCUCAGCAACUACAUUGACCGGCGGGAAGCAUCCUACAAUCUUCCUGCACCGCCGUUGCGAUAUCCUGAAAGCAUCAGGCAAGAUCUUGCGGGCAUGCCAGCCCUUCCACUGGACCAAGAUCAGAUUUCUGAGUGCUGUCUCUCACCCUCACCACCACCGGUCCAGCUCAUAAAUCACGGAUACAUCCAAAGGAGCUCCGACCAAAGCACAGCGCAUCCUACCAGUAUCACCUCUGUCGCCUCAUCAAAAGCGUCCUCAACCAACUUCUCCUUCGCAUCAACCUCUUAUAAGGCCUCCACAGCUCCUACCAAUAUCUCUCAUGGUCUCUCCAUAGCCGACCUCAUCCAUCCACCCCUGGUCAUCCCUCCCCCGUCAACGAGACUGUCAUCGCCUAUGACACCCGACCCGGAAGUGGACUACGAUACGCACAACCACCAUCUACCAAAUCAAGCCUUCCUGCAAGCCACCCUCGCUUCUAUUCGUUCCAGCCGCGGGAUCAGCGAAAGCCGCUACUCCCUAAAUACCCGGCGACCCCGAAUCUCAAGCCCGCCUCUUGGCUGCGCCAGGGGACGAAGUCUGAAGAUGGUGCGGAUGCGGCGGUCCAGUCGGACGAGGAGAUCAAAGCAGGCCGCGGCCCAUUGUCUUGGUGACUCAACGACCGCCUCUUCCACCUUAGAAGGGCAAUCAUUUAAUUCUAGCCAGCCUCGAAUCCAAGAUCACGAAACCCUACCACCUUCCGUUGAGCCCGACGCGUCGGUUUCGCAUCCAGCACACCACCAAGGUGCGGCUUCCACAUUACCUUCGCCGCUUGAGGCACAGGUGGUCCCAUCGAAACCAAUGCAUGCUACCCCGACAUCGCUUGAUCGAUGGUGGCACGCUGAACGUCUUCGCCACAGCUGUGACGAGUACGCCGAUCAAGGGAUCUCAUCUUCUCCUCCUGAAGUCCUACCAGCUACACUUAGCGGUCUACAACGGUCAGUUGUACCAGGCCUCGACUUCUCCCGCGAAGGAACGUACGACAAUGGACACCAUCCAUUAGCGGAGCCUGAGGGCGCAAUAGAAGCUGAUGACGACGUUGCCAGCCAGGGCUACUCAACAGGACCCGAACACGGACUUUACGCGUAUACGCGCGACUGGCCCAAUCUGCGCUUCACCUCGCCUCGCGCCAAGAGCUAUGGGUACAUUGCAGGGGACGUGCCAGGUGCAAGAGAAAGCAAGAUACGCACGCGCGGCCGAGUGCGGGAGCGUACGCGUGGACGCUCAAAAGAAGCAAAGGGCGGUCAAGAAGAGGACAGGCCGAGAGUGGUCAGUGGGGUGAAGCGGCAGAGGGAUGACAGCUCGGGCGGACGAGAAGCGGAAGGCUGUGCGAGCAAGGCGAAGCACAGAGCAAGAGAACGCCAAGAAACGGUGCAGGGCAGGAGGGACUCUACACAACGACUACAGUUACCGGCGGGCAUAGAUGACGAAGCUCUCAACGAAGACGACUUGAGAGACAUCCGCGAGGCGCAAAUGUUGGCAGAGAGGUGGUGGAAGGAUACCUGA
Molecule: messenger RNA, 1794 nt
Organism: Cyphellophora europaea CBS 101466
Lineage: Eukaryota; Fungi; Ascomycota; Eurotiomycetes; Chaetothyriales; Cyphellophoraceae
Exons: 1
Coding region: 1-1794 (597 amino acids)
Source: RefSeq, a predicted model, not a curated record